Molecule: messenger RNA, 2901 nt
Organism: Pipistrellus nathusii (Nathusius's pipistrelle)
Lineage: Eukaryota; Metazoa; Chordata; Mammalia; Chiroptera; Vespertilionidae
Source: the annotation of a GenBank genome assembly
AUGGCGGCGGUAGCGGCAGUGGCUACGCGUAGGAGGCGGUCUGGGACCGGUUUGGUCCUGGCUUGUCUAGGGGUCUGCCUGGGACUCACCCUCGCCGUGGAUAGAAGCAACUUCAAGACCUGUGAAGAAAGUUCCUUCUGCAAGCGACAGCGAAACAUACAGCCAGGCCACUCUCCAUACCGAGCCUUGUUGGAUUCUCUGCAGCUUGGUCCUGAUGGCCUCACAGUCCAUCUGAUCAACGAGGUCACCAAGGUGUUGCUGGUGCUGGAGCUCCAGGGGCUGCAAAAGAACAUGACGCGGGUCAGGAUCGAUGAGCUGGAGCCCCGGCGGCCUCGAUACCGGGUGCCGGAUGUGCUGGUGGCUGACCCCCCCACAGCUCGGCUUUCCGUCUCUGGCCGAGACGACAACAGCGUGGAGCUGACCGUGGCCGAGGGGCCCUAUAAAAUCAUCCUGACAGCACGGCCCUUCCGCCUGGACCUGCUGGAGGACCGCAGCCUUCUGCUCAGCGUCAACGCCCGCGGACUCCUGGGCUUUGAGCACCAGCGGGCCCCCCGGGUCUCUUUCUCGGAUAAAGUUAGUGUCACGCUCGGUAGCAUUUGGGAUAAGAUCAAGAACAUUUUCUCUAGGCCAGAAUCGAAAGAUCCCGCUGAGGGCGAUGGCGCCCAGCCCGAGGGAGCCCCUGGGGAUGGGGACAAGCCAGAGGAGACCCCGGGAAGCACAGAGAAAGAGGAGCCGGGAGCCUGGGAGGAGACGUUCAAAACGCACUCUGACAGCAAGCCGUACGGCCCCACGUCUGUGGGCUUGGACUUCUCGCUGCCGGGCAUGGAGCAUGUGUAUGGGAUCCCUGAGCAUGCAGACAGCCUGAGGCUGAAGGUCACUGAGGGUGGGGAGCCAUAUCGCCUCUACAAUUUGGAUGUGUUCCAGUACGAGCUGUACAACCCCAUGGCCCUGUACGGGUCUGUGCCUGUGCUCCUGGCGCACAGUCCUCAUCGCGACCUGGGCAUCUUCUGGCUCAACGCCGCCGAGACGUGGGUGGACAUCUCCUCCAACACGGCCGGGAAGACCCUGUUUGGGAAGAUGCUAGACUACCUGCAGGGCUCCGGGGAAACCCCGCAGACAGAUGUCCGCUGGAUGUCGGAGAGCGGCAUCAUCGAUGUCUUCCUGCUGCUGGGGCCCUCUGUCUCUGACGUCUUCCGGCAGUACGCCAGCCUCACCGGCACCCAGGCCUUGCCCCCGCUCUUCUCCCUCGGCUACCACCAGAGCCGCUGGAACUACCGGGACGAGGCCGACGUGCUGGCGGUCAACCAGGGCUUCGAUGACCACGACCUGCCCUGCGACGUCAUCUGGCUGGACAUCGAGCACGCGGACGGCAAGCGGUACUUCACCUGGGACCCCAGCCACUUCCCCCAGCCCCUCGCCAUGCUGGAGAAGCUGGCAGCCAAGAGGCGGAAGCUGGUCGCCAUUGUGGACCCCCACAUCAAGGUGGACUCCGGUUACCGCGUGCACGAGGAGCUGCAGAGCCAGGGCCUCUAUGUUAAAACUCGGGAUGGCUCUGACUAUGAGGGCUGGUGCUGGCCAGGCGCCGCUGGUUACCCCGACUUCACCAAUCCCCGGAUGAGGGCCUGGUGGGCUGACAUGUUCAACUUCGACGAUUAUAAGGGCUCCGCUCCCAACCUCUAUGUCUGGAAUGACAUGAAUGAACCCUCUGUGUUCAAUGGCCCUGAGGUCACCAUGCUCAAGGACGCCCAGCAUUUCGGCGGCUGGGAGCACCGAGACGUGCACAACAUCUAUGGCUUCUACGUGCACAUGGCGACUGCUGAGGGUCUGGUGCAGCGCUCUGGGGGUGUGGAGCGCCCCUUUGUCCUGAGCAGGGCGUUCUUUGCUGGCUCCCAGCGCUUUGGAGCCGUGUGGACAGGGGACAACACUGCUGACUGGGACCACUUGAAGAUCUCUAUCCCCAUGUGCCUCAGCCUGGCGCUGGUGGGGCUGUCCUUCUGUGGGGCUGAUGUGGGCGGCUUCUUCAAGAAUCCGGAGCCAGAGCUGCUUGUGCGCUGGUACCAGAUGGGUGCCUACCAGCCAUUCUUCCGGGCACAUGCCCACUUGGACACUGGGCGGCGAGAGCCGUGGCUGUUACCGUCUCAGUACCACGGCGUCAUCCGAGAUGCCUUGGGCCAGCGAUACUCCCUGCUGCCUUUCUGGUACACCCUCUUCUACCAGGCCCACCGCGAAGGGUUUCCUGUCAUGAGGCCCCUGUGGGUACAUUAUCCUCAGGAUGUGAGCACCUUCAGUAUCGAUGACCAGUUCCUGCUCGGGGAUGCGUUGCUGGUUCACCCUGUAUCAGACCCUGGGGCUCAUGGUGUGCAGGUCUAUUUGCCUGGCCAAGGGGAGGUGUGGUAUGACGUUCAGAGCUACCAGAAACAUCACGGUCCGCAGACCCUGUACCUGCCUGUGACUCUCAGCAGUAUCCCCGUGUUCCAGCGCGGAGGGACCAUUGUGCCCCGGUGGAUGCGCGUGCGGCGUGCUUCAGACUGCAUGAAGGAUGACCCCAUCACGCUCUUUGUGGCACUCAGCCCGCAGGGCACAGCCCAAGGAGAGCUCUUUCUAGACGACGGGCACACGUUCAACUACCAGACUCGGCACGAGUUCCUGCUGCGUCGAUUCUCAUUCUCUGGCAACGCCCUUGUCUCCAGCUCAGCAGACCCGAAAGGCCACUUUGAGACCCCGAUCUGGAUUGAGCGGGUGGUGAUCAUGGGGGCUGGGAAGCCAGCAGCCGUGGUGCUCCAGACCAAAGGAUCUCCCGAGACCCGCCUGUCCUUCCAGCACGACCCCGAGACUUCUGUGCUGAUCCUGCGCAAGCCUGGCGUCAACGUAGCCUCCGACUGGAGCAUUCACCUGCGAUAA